AUGCUUUCCGCAAUCCAUCCAGCUGCUCUAUUCCCGGUUUAUUCUCCACACACACUGCCUGAGGCAUAUCGAGCAUGCACCAUCCGCUCCCUUCACCCAAUAUCCCCCGUUCUAAGGCUCUUACCCCGAAUUCUGCAUGGCACCACUUUGGACCGGAAUUACCUUCAGAUUGUGGCGCGAGGGAGGGGCUCUGGAUAUGGAAAAUCGUGCGCUUGGAAUCUCCAUUCUUCUUCUUCCUUCUCUCGCAAACGUCCCACCCACCAGAUAUGACCACAAAACUGUUGGGCUUCUCGUUUGCUUUGCUUCUUGAAAUAACGAGGAGAGAGAGAGGCCGCGAGACCAGCCCCUGCUCUUCAAGUUGUUUACGGUUGUGUCUUCGACGGCUGUCUCGCCACCGGCCGCUCGGCGCUGGACCUUCCCAUCCCAUCCGCGAAACUGUUGUAUUUGGCCGUCGAGCAAGGGGGAGCACGAGAGGGAGGGGCAAGACAAAACUACAACUCAGUCUCCAAUCGCAUCUCUGUAUCCCCAGCACGCCGACGUAA
This is a messenger RNA of Mycena indigotica, 542 nucleotides long. RefSeq lists its product as uncharacterized. NCBI's taxonomy places the organism in Eukaryota, Fungi, Basidiomycota, Agaricomycetes, Agaricales, Mycenaceae. The transcript is spliced from 2 exons. The record is from RefSeq and is a predicted model, not a curated record. Bases 1 to 270 code for a protein of 89 amino acids.